Messenger RNA from Osmia bicornis bicornis, 917 nucleotides. RefSeq names its product 28 kDa heat- and acid-stable phosphoprotein. The coding region runs from base 137 to 733 and encodes 198 amino acids. The record is from RefSeq and is a predicted model, not a curated record. Lineage: Eukaryota; Metazoa; Arthropoda; Insecta; Hymenoptera; Megachilidae. Gene Ontology annotation, cellular component: cytosol. Gene Ontology annotation, molecular function: RNA binding. The transcript is spliced from 5 exons.
UGACGUUGAAAUCAGCAGCAGCGCAGUGGUAAUCUGACAUCAAAGAAAAUUUUUCUUUCGGAGUAGAGAAGAGGUCUUUUCUACGACAAAUUUCUGUAAACUAUUCUGUAGAUUGUUGCAGAUUCCUUCGAAUAAAAUGCCGCGCGGUAAAUUUGUUAGUCACAAAGGCCGAGGUCGUCACUUCACUAACCCCGAGGAACUGGAGGAGCAGCGACGCCAGGAGGAAAAAAAAAUCCAGUGGAGAAAAGCUAGAGGAGAAGAUAGUUCCAGUGAAGAAGAGGAUGAGCCUAAAGCGAAAGGUAGCGGUGAUAGAUCAAAAAAUCUGAGUGGUUCAGAAACAGACUCUGAAAGUGGAUCAGAUUCAGACUCUGAAUCCGAGGGACAUGGAAAGGCGAAAGGUGUAGAAAACUUAAUUCAAGUUGAAAAUCCAAAUAGAGUACAAAAGAAAACAAAGAAAUUAUCACAAAUUAAUCAAUCUCUAGAGGCUGCAAAACCUGAAUUAUCUCGGAGAGAACGAGAACAAUUAGAAAAACAAAGAGCUUAUGCAAAUUAUCAGAAACUACACGCGGCUGGUAAAACCGACGAGGCGCGUGCAGACUUAGCGCGAUUAGCCAUAAUUAAACAACAACGGGAAGAAGCGGCGAAGAAACGGGAAGCUGAGAAAAAACAAAAGGAACUUGCUCAGCAAAAAAAGACGGAACUUACGCAAAAAGCACUCGGAAAAAAAUCCUAGAAUAUUUAUAACUCGAGUCAAUUAUAAAUAUUUUAUGUCACAGCUACAAUUACAUUAACAUAAUGAGCAGUUUAAACUCUACUUUCAUAUUGAUAUUAAUUGACUAAAUGAAUUCACGCAUUUACAAUGUGCGUUUGAGAAGAAUGUCCUUGUUUGUAUAAAUACAAUUAUUACCAUAACUGAA